Molecule: messenger RNA, 2253 nt
Organism: Pectinophora gossypiella (pink bollworm)
Lineage: Eukaryota; Metazoa; Arthropoda; Insecta; Lepidoptera; Gelechiidae
Gene: aos
Product: protein giant-lens-like
Exons: 4
Coding region: 145-978 (277 amino acids)
Source: RefSeq, a predicted model, not a curated record
UGGCGCGCGGUCGGAGGUGGUUUAUACCAGGCGUAGGCCAACUCGUACCUGCUUUGCCGCGCUGACGGCAGUGCGGGCCAGAGUCCAACCCACGGCACACGCGACCACAACUAACUUACCGACUACCACAAGUGACAGUGCAACAUGCAAGUGAUUACGACUAUCGUCCUAGUCUCAACCCUCGCCUGCGCGCGGGCAGUCAUACGAACCCCUUUAGAAGCUUUCAGACCUUCGGGAGAAAUUCACAUAAGACGCCCAGAUAAACUGCCUUUGCUCCAGCAUAGACGGACCCCGUUGCCGCCUAAAAGUGGACUCAAGAUUCUGUACCAGACCGGGGGAUCGGAAGAGGAUUUGCCAGAUUGUAGGGCGCGCCAGGUCUGCAGUAAAGUUGACCUUUACGACAGCACGCAGCCCUGGAUCGAGAGGAGAUGUCGCUGUUUAGGACACCGGCCUUGUUCUAGUGACUUAUCUGCCGAUGACAACCACACGCUGUCCGACAAGACUACCCUCUACAAGACAUGUGAGCCUGUGAAACGCUUGCCCAAGUGUCGCUACUUCAAGGACGCGGCAUGGACCAUCUUUUCGUUCCCCGACACCAAUGCCACACAGCAGAUAGUCAACUGUCAUUGCCCUAAGAAUUCAGUCACGUAUUUGUUGAAGAAACUACCUCACACGACACCUAGCGGCGAACAGGGGAACCAAUACCAGUUUGCCUGCUCACCACAGAGCAGACUACGCUGUUCAAGGAAAGAACCAUGCAAGUUGUUCAGCGUUAGAAGACGUCACGAACAGAUCGACGAAGUCAACGCCAGUACUAUCUGCCAAUGCCCAAGAGACCAUACUUGUCCGAGGCAUCACACCGAACCGGGGGUGUUAGCCGGGGUCACAUACGCUGCAGAAGACAUUCGUACAUAUCACGGAUACUGCAUGCCCGAACCGCCACCCGACACAUACAGGUUUGUAGGCGAUAAAGACUGAAUAUUUAACACAGGAGGAAAGGCAGAAGACGAUACCAGAGAUUGUGAUAAGCCGGAUAUGUACUUAAUAACGUACAUUGAACGCUUACGUUGAAGGAUUUUGUUUAGAGCAUUUAUUGGUCUGUUUUUGCAGUUGAGUUUGUAUGAUCAUUCCAAUUUGAGAUUCGAGCAAAUGCUGUUCAGUUUAGUAGUUUUUAACUAAAAUAAUGUUUUAUAGGAACUUAACUGCAAAUGCGAACACAAAACAUUAAUAAAUAGUAAAUAGUUAUUGUUUAAUUUUAUGCUAAAGACAUUGCUUUGCUCAUUACCUGUUUAGUACAAAAAAAUGCAGUAAAGAAAUAAUGUAACACGUUCGACUAUUAUUAUGUUUGUUUAAUUUAUGAUUUAAGUUAGGUUUUAGACUAGAUUGCACCAAUUAUUCAAAUAUAAUAGUGAAGUCUAGUCUAAAUUCUAAAUUAGACUUCAAACGAUCAAAGACGAACAAAAUAUUAUAAGUUUCUAAUAUAAUGAUGUAGGUACAACGAAUAUAAGUGAUAUAAUAAUGUAAAUACCUAUUUAGAGUUUCGGUGUUACUUGACUACUUUGGUACAUGUGAAGAAUUUUAAAUAUAACUUAACAUUUUAGUAUUAACUGUAGUGCGAAUGAAAAAUAUUUUGUCUGGGUUCAGCUACAAGUGGCAGUAUAACUCCGGCAAUAUAGGGUUGUCGAGUGACAGAUGCUAUUGUUAAAAUGUAAAUAAUAAUAUUAGGUUAAGACCAUUCCAAACGUUUAGUUUAAAUUAUUUUUUUCAUAUAUUAAUUAUUUACUUGCCAUAACUUGCGUAGUUUGUUGCGUUUUGUUCUUCCAAGUGCUGUCUUCCAUUCCAGUCACGAAGACAAUUGUUCAUUGUUUUGUUUAUGUUUAAACAAUUGUAUAAUAAUUAUUGUUAUACUAAACGAGUUAUACGGUUAAGACAUAUUUUAAGGCUACUAUUACUUUUUAUGAACAAACAUUGUUUUUAUAGAUCAAAAAUUUGUGCUUUUUGUAUACGGAUUUUAGUUGACUUUACGUUUUGGCUGUUUUUUUCUUAUUUUCCUUUAUUAUGUUUAGAUUUUUAAAUCAUCAGAACCAAUUAUCCAGAAACAAUCGUCCUAUAACUCCUGUAUCUAUGUAAAUAGAAAGCAUGUUGUUAGUAAUAUGAUGUCCGCGGUAUGUAAGUCUUCCCUAUUGGUGUUAUGUAUAGGUCUACAUUAAGUUAAAUUAUUGACAGAAUGUGAAUAAAUGUUUCGAUAUCUAA